This is a messenger RNA of Malus domestica (apple), 2013 nucleotides long. Its product is annotated as ATP sulfurylase 2. Gene Ontology annotation, biological process: sulfate assimilation. Lineage: Eukaryota; Viridiplantae; Streptophyta; Magnoliopsida; Rosales; Rosaceae. Gene Ontology annotation, molecular function: adenylylsulfate kinase activity; sulfate adenylyltransferase (ATP) activity. The record is from RefSeq and is a predicted model, not a curated record.
UAAAAAUUUAUCCACCCCAAAGCAGAAGCCACAAUCUCACUCAAUCCUCGAACGUGUGGAUCGCACUCGGUUCAACCAAGUUAUUCCCCUCUGCGCUCGCUUCCCACGAGACGAAGAUGUUCGCCUCCAAAUUUAGAGGCCACCGCAUUACACUCCCCCACACUAACCGGAUCUCCACCCUACAACUCCUCCACUCCUCCACCACCACCUCCUCCUCCCUUCCCCCGAAUCCCUACCCCCACCAACAUGUCUCCCACGAUUAAACUCCACGACCGCCACCUCAAUCUCCUCAACAACAACAACAUCGGCAUCUCCAAACCCAAAACCGAACUCCUACACUUCAAGCUCAAAUUCCGAACCAAACCCAUCUACCACUCCGACCCGUUGCUCUCCGUCGCCUACAACUCCACAAUGCACGCCUCCUCCGCUCACCCGCCUCAGUCCGGCGUCAUCAAGAGCUCCCUGAUCGACCCCGACGGCGGGGCCCUGGUCGAUCUCGUGGUGCCGAAGAGCCAGAGGUUUGCCAAGGCUUUGAAGGCGGAGGCCCUGCCCAAGGUGCGGCUGACGAAGAUUGAUCUCGAGUGGGUACACGUCGUCAGCGAGGGGUGGGCCAGCCCGCUGCGGGGAUUUAUGAGAGAAGACCAGUACUUGCAGAGCUUGCAUUUUAAUUCGCUGCGAAUCGAAGACGGGUCGUUGGUCAACAUGUCGCUGCCCAUUGUGUUGGCGAUUGACGACGAGACUAAGGAGAGAAUCGGGUCGUCGAAUGAUGUCGGGCUGGUCGGUCCGGAUGGUAAUUUGGUUGGCGUAUUAAACAGCAUUGAGAUUUACAAGCAUAACAAAGAAGAAAGGAUUGCUAGGACUUGGGGAUCAACCGCGCCGGGAUUGCCAUACGUUGAGGAGGUGAUCACUCCGGCUGGAAACUGGCUUAUUGGCGGAGACUUGGAAGUACUAGACCGUAUCAAAUAUAAAGACGGGCUUGAUCACUAUAGGCUCUCUCCUCAACAGCUCCGGAAAGAAUUUGACAGGCGUCGAGCUGAUGCAGUUUUCGCCUUUCAGUUGAGAAAUCCCGUGCAUAAUGGCCACGCCUUGUUGAUGAACGACACACGCAGGCGACUCUUGGACAUGGGAUACAAGAAUCCAAUACUGUUGCUUCAUCCCUUGGGAGGUUUCACAAAGCCUGACGAUGUGCCAUUGGAUGUUCGGAUGGAGCAACAUAGCAAGGUCCUAGAGGAUGGAGUUCUUGACCCGGAAACUACUAUUGUGGGUAUAUUCACAUCACCUAUGCACUACGCGGGUCCAACUGAAGUACAGUGGCAUGCCAAAGCUCGGAUAAAUGCAGGUGCAAAUUUCUACAUUGUCGGCCGUGAUCCUGCUGGUAUGGGACACCCCACAGAGAAGAGGGAUCUAUAUGACCCUGAUCAUGGGAAAAAGGUGUUAAGCAUGGCUCCCGGGCUCGAGAAGCUCAAUAUUUUGCCUUUCAGGGUGGCAGCUUAUGACACUGUGGAGAAGAAGAUGGCAUUUUUCGAUCCUUCACGUGCUAAAGAUUUCCUCUUCAUCUCUGGAACCAAGAUGCGUGCUUAUGCAAAGAGCGGCGAAAACCCUCCUGAUGGUUUUAUGUGUCCGUCGGGAUGGAAGGUUCUCGUCAACUAUUACGAGAGCUUGCAAACAGAAGAGGCAUCGCAGCAACAAGCUGUGUUAUCCACUUAGACAUCAGUGAUAAAUUAACACCAGAGUAUUCAGCCAAGUUAAUUCCAGUUUAGCCGCAGAAAGAGCGUAGCCACUAGCCAGAUUAUAACCGAUGCAGCCCUUCCAGCACAGGGGUGACCUUUUGGAGAGUAUCUUUUGUUUUCCAAUCCGGUAGGCAUAAUGCUUGUAACAUAUUAAUUUUUUUCUUUUUCUUUUUUGUUUCUGAGGUUAUGUAAACCAGGAAAACAUUUGCUUUAUAUGAUUGGGUGAGUUUUUUCUUGAAACUAAUGUGAACCGAAGAUCUGCAUAUAAGAUUUUGUUGUUGUA